CGGGGCUUAAAAUCGUCUACCCCUUAAAUAUGGAGUUGUAUCACUUAACCCUCAGAUUCGACCACCGGUAAAAGUUGAAGUUUAAAGUUCGUCUCAUUCCAUCACUCUUUUUUGUUGCAUCUCUUCAACGGAGAACGUAAAUCACAGAAUGUUGCGUCUGCGCGUGGCGGUGGUGGGGGCGGGGGCGGCCGGUCUCUGUGCCGCCCGUCACAUCCUGUCCAGACCAGACAUCUACGCCCCGCCCGUGGUCUACGAGCUCUCGAAGAACGUGGGCGGGACCUGGUUCUACGAGGAGCGUGUCGGUAAUUACGACAACGGGAUACCCAUACACAGCAGCAUGUACAGAAACCUCAGGACCAACCUUCCCAAAGAGGUGAUGAUGUUCCCCGACUUCCCCUUUGACCCCCAGCUCCCUUCCUUCCUGCCCCACAAGGAAGUUCAUCGCUACCUGCAGAGCUACUGUGAGACCCACAGCAUCACGCCCCACAUCAAGUUUGCCACAGUGGUGGAUGACGUCAGCCCCGUCGCCACGGAGACAGGGGAGUCGUCGGCCGGUACGAGGUGGACGGUGACGUCACGUGACGAGUCGGGAGCGGAGACGGCGGAGGGGUUCGACUCCGUCUUCAUCUGUAACGGGCACUACUCUGACCCCCACUUCCCCUCCAUUCCAGGGAUGGAGCAUUUUAAAGGCACAGUCAUGCACAGUCAUUCAUACCGUUACCCUGAGCCUCUCUCUGGAAAGUCAGUUGUGGUUCUCGGCGCUGGAAACUCUGGAGUAGACAUCUGUCAAGAGCUGGCAAGAGCCAACGCCAAGGUGAUUCUGAGCCACGGGAAGCCCACCAUGCCCUCCCUCUCCUCCGUGGGUGUGGAGCAGGCGCCUCCCGUGGUACGGGUCCUGGAGGAUGGAUCGUUCCAGUUCCAGGACGGCUCCACGACCAAGGCCCAGGCUCUGAUGCUCUGCACGGGCUACAACUUCACCUACCCCUUCCUCAAUCCUACCAAGCUGGGCUUGAAGAUCCAGGAACAGCUGGUGACCCCUCUGUACAAGUUCAUGAUGCCCCCAGCCUUCCCCUCGCUCUUCAUCCUGGGCAUCUGCAAGAUCAUUUGCCCCUUCCCCCACUUUCACUGCCAGGUCCAGUAUGCCCUGGGGGUGCUGGAAGGCUCGGUGCCCCUGCCGUCCCGCGCCGACAUGGAGGCGGACGCCCAGAAAGAGAUCGACAGGAAGGCGGAGAUGGGGGUGCAGCUCAGGCACGUGCUGAGGAUGGAGAAAGACCAGUGGGGCUACUACCAGUCUCUGGCACACACGGGGAAGUUCUCCCCACCUCCUCCGGUCACUCAGAGCCUCUUCAACGAGGUGGUGAGGCAGCGGAAGAUACACCCUCACAACUACAGGAGACUCAACUACCGGCUCGUCAGCGCCACCCAGUGGGAACAGAUGGAAACGCAGACUAGUUUGUGAGAAUGAGGAGGUGGUGGAGGUGAUUUAAGGAAGAGGAGGUGGAAUAAGAGGGGGAGGAUUUUAAUAACGUGAUGCCAUUGUCCAUGAGGGUAGAAGUUAUAUUGUUGAAAAUAAAUCUCGAUUUUUUUUAGAUUUUUCUAUUAUCAGAAACUCAAGAUCCUCUUUGGGAGGAUUCAUGUAAGAAUGUUAAAGGAAGUCAUUACUAUAGUUUUGUUACCAAGCAUAAAAAAUAGCUUUCAUAGUACGGAAAGAGUGGAUUUUAAAAGUGAGGCAUCCUUGUUGUAUUGAAAGAAAGACAUAUGGUAGUACAUGGUAUUUUUGAGACUGUAGUAAGUUUAUCUUCAAAUUAAAUAGUAAAAGGUUGUAUUCACAAAACAGACAUUUCUAUAUCUAUGGGCCUAAUUCACGGUAAAUAUUAUUUUUUACUCGUCAAGAGAUGAAUGGCUAGUAUGUUCGAAUAGUUUUUUUCCUGUGUAACAAAACUUGUCAUGUGCUAAAAGCUUUGUCUGAAUGUUUAAACCCCUUAUGUCACCUUAGAAUAUAUUUGAACAUAUAUAUUCUGAACAUCAAAACAAUGUUUUGUAACAAACACAUUCAAUAAUAAAACUAGCUGUGAUCAGAAAUA
This is a messenger RNA of Hypomesus transpacificus, 2084 nucleotides long. RefSeq names its product flavin-containing monooxygenase FMO GS-OX-like 3. The record is from RefSeq and is a predicted model, not a curated record. The transcript has 8 exons. The coding region runs from base 149 to 1459 and encodes 436 amino acids. Gene Ontology annotation, molecular function: flavin adenine dinucleotide binding; NADP binding; N,N-dimethylaniline monooxygenase activity. Lineage: Eukaryota; Metazoa; Chordata; Actinopteri; Osmeriformes; Osmeridae.